GUUGGCUCCAAAGGGCAUUAUAGCAUAAGCGUUAGCCAUGAACACUUUGUUUUGGAUCAUCAUCAGUUCAUCUGUCAUCAGCCUCAUAAAGCCAGUCAUUGCUGAGGAAAUGACAGUGCACUUUGACGAGUUCGUCUUAACAUACUGGAAGCCUGACAUUUUCGAAAGGGCCGAUUGCCAGCUGUUCCAAAAGGACAAUCGGAGCUACGUGAAUGGUGAAUUUGUGUUCAAGCGGAAUGUAGGGGAAUUCAGUGUACGCACUGCCAUGGACUUUUGGAAACCAAACAAUCAGAAAAUGAAAAUUUACGACGUUCGUUUUGAUGGGUGUCUACUGCUACGAACUGCUCACAAAAAUCGGCUCUUCAAUAUAUACGUUAAAAGCUUUCGAAAGCAUGCAAAUGCUAAUCUCAUUUGUCCCUUUAAGGCGAACUUUAGCUACACGUUGACCAAUUGGCAAUUAGAGACACAGGAUCUACCAUCGUUUAUUCCAGUUGGUAGAUUCCGCACGAUCACGGAAUAUUUUACCCAGAAACAAUUGGGUGCGCGUUUCGUCACGCAGGGGAAAUUUAUAGCCAAGAACUAG
This is a messenger RNA of Drosophila subobscura, 583 nucleotides long. RefSeq lists its product as uncharacterized. NCBI's taxonomy places the organism in Eukaryota, Metazoa, Arthropoda, Insecta, Diptera, Drosophilidae. The coding region runs from base 38 to 583 and encodes 181 amino acids. The record is from RefSeq and is a predicted model, not a curated record. The transcript is spliced from 2 exons.